AUGGGAGGAGAGGCAACUCUACCCAAUUGGGUAACUGUAAUAUCUGGAUAUUCAUCAAUAAUAUCUAGCGUUAUUAUAUUUUCGAGUAUUAUUUUGCACUUGAAGAAUUAUCGUAAGCCGUUUCAGCAAAGGCUAAUGAUUAGAAUUCAGUUGAUCGUUCCACUUUUUGCGUUGUCAUGUUUUUCCAUGCUAAAGAAUCCUGAAUCAUUGUUUAAUAGAUAUUUGUUGGAAUCAAUACGAGAAGUUUAUGAGGCUUUUGUAAUCUACACUUUUUUCUCGUUAUUGACAGAUAUGCUAGGAGGAGAAAGAAAUAUCAUCAUCAUGACGAGUGGGAGGGAACCAGUUGAUCAUCCUGGUAUUUUGAAGUACAUUUUUCCUGAUAUUGAUAUAUCUGACCCAACCACAUUCUUAAUAAUUAAGCGAGGGAUUUUGCAAUACGUUUGGUUGAAGCCAGUCAUAUGCAUUAGCACCAUAAUAACAGAAUUAAUAGGGUGGUAUAAUGUGAAUGAUGUAAGUACAACCUCGAUAUACUUAUGGCUUACCAUACUAUAUAACCUAAGCGUCACGUCGUCAUUGUAUUGCUUGGCUAUGUUUUGGAAAGUGCUUUGGAACGAUUUAAAGCCAUUUAAACCAGUAGGCAAAUUUUUAUGUGUCAAGUUAAUUAUUUUUGCAUCAUACUGGCAAGGGGUUAUGUUGGCCAUACUAAAUUUUUCUGGCGUAUUACCAGGAUCAGCCUCAACCAAAGGGGAUAAUACUAAUAUUGGUGUCUAUAUUCAAAACGCAUUACUUUGCGUCGAAUUAAUAGCGUUUGCUAUUGGCCAUUGGCAUUCCUUCUCCUACAAACCUUUCACUAUUUCAGCAAUACCAAAUGGGAGAUUGGAGUUCUAUUAUGCUGUCAAAGAUAUGUUUGGCAUUAAAGAUUUAGUUCAUGAUUUUAAAUUAACCUUCUAUGGCGAUUAUUAUAAAGAUUAUAAGAGAUUUGAUUCUGUUGAAGCUAUAACUGCCCAUCCAGAAUCUAAAGGACGUAUGAGUAGGAUUAACCAAGGUUUAAGGUAUCAUGGUGAUGGAAAGCAAAAACAUUGGCUCCCAAACAAUCAAUCACCAGUUCAGAACCCUACGAAUGUGCGAAGUACUUCAGAAGCAAAUGCACUAUUAUAUCAACCAUUACUAGGGAACACGCUGCAAUACGCACCAUCUUUGAAUUCAACUGGAACAUCUACUAGAGGAAUUUAUCCUUCGUCACCAAAGAAUAUAACACCUCCCGAUUCUCCGGUACCAACUUCGGCAGGAACAUUUAACCUGACCAACGGUCCAACGAUAACCGAUGUCUUGAAUACGAAUGAAAUUUCAUACGAUAAAGAGUUACUUGACGAAGAUGAAAUUUUUUACCAGAAUGCAUGUUCGGUUAUUAACAAUUAUAGAUUAGAUCAAAGCGAAGUUAAGAAGUUAAUAAAUUACCCAAUUGUGGACGAAGUUGUUGAUGGACAUAUGUUUGGUUAUAAAGUUAAGAAAUUAAGAGCUGAUAGGAUAAGACAACAACAAAGAACUGAUAGUUCGUCUAAUAGUCGUAAUAAGAAUAAUUAUUACGGAAGUAUAGCAUAA
Debaryomyces tyrocola is the source of this 1602-nucleotide messenger RNA. Lineage: Eukaryota; Fungi; Ascomycota; Pichiomycetes; Serinales; Debaryomycetaceae. The record is from the annotation of a GenBank genome assembly.